Messenger RNA from Diorhabda carinulata, 550 nucleotides. RefSeq names its product small ubiquitin-related modifier 2 (gene Sumo). The transcript has 3 exons. Gene Ontology annotation, molecular function: ubiquitin-like protein ligase binding; protein tag activity. Gene Ontology annotation, cellular component: nucleus. The record is from RefSeq and is a predicted model, not a curated record. Bases 201 to 470 code for a protein of 89 amino acids. Gene Ontology annotation, biological process: protein sumoylation. NCBI's taxonomy places the organism in Eukaryota, Metazoa, Arthropoda, Insecta, Coleoptera, Chrysomelidae.
CAUAUUGAAUGCAAUCUUCCCUCUUUUACUUAACCGCUCUUUAUUAAUCUCCGUUCUCCAUCUUUACACUGACUGCCGGCCAUUAUUUGCAAGCGGCAAAUUGCUCCGGCGUUGUUUUGUUAAAUUGUUGGCAUAAAGUUAUAAAAUUUCAGGUAAUUCCUGAAUUCUUUUUGCUAGUAAUACAUAAAUAAGAAACGAAAAUGGGUGACGAGAAAAAGGCCAGUGACUCUGAACAUAUCAACCUUAAAGUACUUGGACAAGAUAAUGCUGUUGUACAGUUCAAAAUUAAGAAACACACACCUCUGAAAAAAUUGAUGACAGCUUAUUGUGAACGUGCAGGUAUUAGUACACAAGUUGUCCGAUUCCGAUUUGAUGGUAAUCCUAUAAACGAUACGGACACUCCAAACUCCUUAGAGAUGGAUGAGGGUGAUACAAUCGAAGUGUACCAACAACAAACUGGUGGAUGUUAAUUUUAAAUUACCUUACUCAUAAUUCCUUGUGUUUUCUUAUUUACUAUGAUAAAUUAAAGUAGUUUUAUUUAAAAUAAUAA